Megalopta genalis is the source of this 890-nucleotide messenger RNA. It is a transcript of the gene Cox11, whose product is annotated as Cytochrome c oxidase copper chaperone COX11. The record is from RefSeq and is a predicted model, not a curated record. Lineage: Eukaryota; Metazoa; Arthropoda; Insecta; Hymenoptera; Halictidae. Gene Ontology annotation, molecular function: copper ion binding. Gene Ontology annotation, cellular component: mitochondrial inner membrane.
AUUUUUCGAUAUCUCGACUGAUGGCGACAUGUGCGUGUUCGAUCAAAAUGGCCGCGUCCAUGGUUUCAGAUGUACAUACGUAAUUUACUUCGACGAAUAUUAUUGGUAGGUUACGUUAGUCGAUAGUGGCAAGUCAACAUGUAUUUCAAAUUAUACCAAAAACUAUUUAGUGGGUGCUCGAAACAAGCAGGUGUUACUGUGUCUCGAGUAUUGUUUAGUCAAUACCAUGCCGCUCAAGCCAAAAAGUUCCGGUCCGCGCGUUUAUAUUGGAGCGGAUUCGGUAUGCUACUUCUUGGAUGCACUUAUGCAGCUGUGCCUUUAUACAGAAUUUUUUGUCAGUCGUAUAGUUACGGAGGAACAGUGUCCGUUGGUCAUGAUGCCGAGAAGGUGAGUAAGAUGCAGCCAAUCAAGGAUAGGAUCAUCAAAAUAUCGUUUAAUGCGGACACGUCGGCAAUGAUGCAAUGGAACUUUAAACCUCAACAAAAUCAUAUAAAUGUCGUGCCUGGAGAAACUGCUUUGGCUUUCUACACAGCAAAAAAUCCACUGGAUGUGCCUAUCACCGGUGUAUCUACUUACAACGUUGUACCGUUCGAAGCGGGCCAGUAUUUCAAUAAAAUUCAGUGCUUUUGUUUCGAGGAACAACAGCUCAAUCCUCACGAAGAAGUUGACAUGCCCGUUUUUUUCUACAUCGAUCCGCAAAUCGUUGACGAUCCGAAAAUGGAGAACAUCGACGAGAUCUUGCUAUCGUAUACGUUCUUCCAAGCAAAACCGGGAAUGACUCUACCUAUACCGAAUUUUUUAAGGAAGGAUUAAUUGUAAAUACUAGAAAUGCGUUAGAUUUUAAAGAACAAAUAGAAUCAUAUCGUUAAAUAAAUGUCCAGUGUAUUCUU